This is a messenger RNA of Botrytis sinoallii, 999 nucleotides long. RefSeq lists its product as uncharacterized. Lineage: Eukaryota; Fungi; Ascomycota; Leotiomycetes; Helotiales; Sclerotiniaceae. The transcript is spliced from 8 exons. The record is from RefSeq and is a predicted model, not a curated record. Bases 1 to 999 code for a protein of 332 amino acids. Gene Ontology annotation, biological process: cell wall modification. Gene Ontology annotation, molecular function: pectinesterase activity.
AUGGCAGCUUUCAAAUACAUCCCUAGUUUCUUACUUGCCAUUUUCUUGUUUGUCGGUUCCAUAGAUGCAUCAGCAGUACUGCACAAAAGAGCCGGCCGAACUAGCCCACCGUCUGGAUGCCUAACAGUGAGAGGGAGUGGUACUCUCUCCGGCGAAUAUAGCACAGUUGGGGCUGCUUUGACUGCGCUUGGGUCGUCGACUACUACUGCUUGCAUAUUCAUAUACAGUGGAACAUACAACGAGCAAUUGACGAUCAGUUACGGAGGAAACCUCACUGUCUAUGGAUAUACCACAAACACUGGGACAUACAAAAGCAACACAGUAACAAUUACGCAUGGCAUUAAUUCCACAACUAUUGGCCUCGAUGCUAGCUCUACAGUUAAUAUCAGAAGCGCCAAUUUCAAGGCCUAUAAUAUCAACUUUGCAAAUACCUAUGGAGCCGGAGUUCAGGCCGUUGCUGUAACCGCCAAUGGAGACCAACAAGGAUAUUAUGGAUGCUCAUUUACUGGCUACCAAGAUACUUUGUAUGCCAAAGCUGGCAAGCAAUAUUACUCAAAUUGUUAUAUUGAAGGGGCUGUGGAUUAUAUAUUUGGAAAUGCUGCUGCUUGGUUCGGUGAAUGUACAAUUGCUUCGAACGGAGGUGGUGCAAUCACCGCAAGUUCCAGGACACUUGCCACUGAUUCUUCUUGGUAUAUUAUUGACAGUAGUACCAUCACCCAAGCAGACGGAUUCAGUCUGACAGGAAAGGUCUAUCUCGGCCGACCAUGGCGAGCGCUUGCUCGUGUAAUCUUCCAGAACUCUGUAUUGACAGACGUGGUUAACGCAGCGGGGUGGACUACACUUGCCGCUGAUGCCACACCAAUAUUUAUGGAAUAUGCCAAUACCGGAGCUGGCUCAAGCACAUCUGCGAGAGUUUAUGAAACGGCUGCUACUGGAACAGUCAGCAAGACCACAUUGUGGGGAAGUAACUGGGCUUCUUGGAUUGAUUCUUCAUAUUGA